UUUCUCUCGAUAAAUAUCAAGCCCCAUGUCAGAGUGCUGUACUCUGUGCUCUUUACAUUAUACUUAAGAGUCGAACAAUUACAGACUUGAUUUCGAUUCUGAUCCCAGCUUACCCCGUCUAAAUAUCCAGAACGACCCUAAAUAACAACCAAGAUGCACCCCACCUCAACCCCCUCCAACCUUUCCCUUCCCCCCAUGAAAGACCUGACAACCGAAAACAUCACGGAAAAUGUACAUAUCGUGAACUCGCAAUGCCGCGAUCCUCGCCUUCGUUACCUUCUCAACCGCAUAGUCAGCCACCUACAUGACUUCUGCCUCGAAACGCGCCUCUCCACAGAAGAAUGGAACACAGGCAUCCAAUUUCUGACUGAGAUCGGUCAGAUUAGCGACGACCUCCGACACGAGAUGAUUCUUCUCUCAGAUACACUAGGUGUCUCAUCACUUGUGGACAGUAUCAACCACCCACGGCAACCGCCUGCCACAGAGGGGACGGUGCUGGGCCCGUUCCAUACGCAUGACGCAGCGGAUAUGGAUCAUGGGUCAGUGUUGCAUUCUGACCCAGACGCAACGCCGCUUUUUGUGUUGGCGUCUGUGAAAGAUACCAGAGGAAACCCGAUUUCUGAUGUUAAGGUUGACGUCUGGGAAGGGGAUUCGAAAGGGUUUUAUGAUGUGCAGAAUCCUAACAGAGAAGGACCAGAUGGACGAGGGGUGCUGAGGAGUGAUGAGAAUGGCGAGUUCUAUUUCCAGGCGAUCGUGCCGGUGCCGUAUCCGAUCCCGAUGGAUGGCCCUGUUGGGAAGAUGUUGAAGGCGCUGGGAAGGCAUCCCAAUCGCCCGGGGCAUGUGCACUUUAUGCUUGAUAAGCCGGGUUGGGAUAUUCUGAUUACUGCGCUCUACCCCCGCGGCGACCCUUACGAGACAUCCGACCCUGUAUUCGGUGUGAAGGAGUCGCUUGUUGUUGACCUGUCAACUGUUGAAGAUGAGGAGAUGGCGAAGAAGUACGGAGUUAAAAUUGGGACGAAAUUGUUGAGGCACGACUUUGUGCUUCUGACGGAGCAGGAAGCGCGCGAGCUGCGCAAGAGGAAUGCUAUUGAAGCGAUGGAGAAACAGGGAAGGAAGGUGGUUUUCCAUGAUGGUCUGCCAGUACCGGCGGAUGAGUGAUUGCGCAUUUGUUGCUAUGUAGGUAGUUCUGGAAGCUAUCAUUAGCGCGCCUGUCGAGAUAGAAAUCGCAGGUGGGCCCCAUUCUUUCUAUAAUGCAUCGUAUCGAUAA
This is a messenger RNA of Aspergillus nidulans FGSC A4, 1267 nucleotides long. Its product is annotated as intradiol ring-cleavage dioxygenase. Bases 154 to 1158 code for a protein of 334 amino acids. The transcript has 2 exons. Gene Ontology annotation, biological process: catechol-containing compound metabolic process. Lineage: Eukaryota; Fungi; Ascomycota; Eurotiomycetes; Eurotiales; Aspergillaceae. Gene Ontology annotation, molecular function: ferric iron binding; catalytic activity; iron ion binding. The record is from RefSeq and is a predicted model, not a curated record.